AUGGAAGCACAGGUCGAAAAUGCUGUCGGAAUCCUGUCCAACCCCACGUCGGACCAGGCGGUCAAAGAGCAGGCCUUUGAGUAUCUCAACCAGCUGCGAUCCAAUCCGCAGGGCUGGCAAGCAUGCACGAAUCUCUUCGCUCGGACCCCGCGAUCCUCCGAAGUAGUCCGGAUGGUAUGCCUCGAGGUCGUCAAUUACGCCGUCCACACGCAGGGCCUCGAUGCUGAAAGCCUCUCCUACUUGAAGUACACUCUGCUCGAAUAUGUCCGCCACAGCUAUGGCCCUGAUGCCCGUCAGGAAGCGGACCCUGUGUCACUUCAAAACAAGCUCACCCAGACGUUGACGUACCUGUUUGUUUUCCUGUACCAGGACGGCUGGCAGAGCUUUCUCGACGAUUUCUGGGAGCUGACCGGUGUGUCAACCGGCCGGGACAGUAUAGGCGGUGUCCUGUUCUACCUCCGCAUACUAUCCUCGAUCCAUGACGAGAUCGCCGACAUGCUGCUGUCUCGACAGAGCAACGAUGCCAAGCGAAACACUGAACUCAAGGACCAGCUCCGAGUCCAAGACAUGCACAAGGUCGCGCAGUCGUGGAAACAACUCCUCUCCAAGUACAACGACAAUGACGUCGUUGUCGAGCUGGUGCUGAAGGUUGUUGGCAAAUGGGUCAGCUGGAUGGACAUCUCCCUUGUUGUCAGUCAAGACAUGAUCAGUCUCUUGCUCCCAGUCGUCGGCCGCACCAACUCUGGAGGUGAAGACAAGGUUCGAGACACGGCCAUCGACACCUUGACCGAGAUUUGCGGCAAGAAGAUGCGUUCGGCCGACAAGAUGGAGCUGAUUGCCUUCCUCAACCUCCAGGAGAUUGUAGGGCAACUCAUAGCCAGCGCCCCGCUGAGCGUUCUCAAGAACACUCCCGAGUACGACACUGAUCUUGCAGAGGCUGUAGCCAAGCUGGUCAACACGGUCAUGUCGGACAUUGUCAAGGCCCUGGAUGAUAAUCAGACGGGUGAGAAUGCCAGGGAGAGAGCCAAGCAGCACCUUCACGGCUUCCUCCCGUUCUUGCUCCGGCUCUUCGCCGACGAGUACGACGAAGUGUGUUCCACAGUCAUUCCGGCGCUUACGGACCUGCUUACUUUCCUGCGAAAGCUGUGCCAACUGUCGCAGGAUUACUCGGGCAUGCUGGCCCCUAUUCUUGAUGCAAUCAUUCGCAAAAUGCGAUAUGACGAGACGUCAAACUGGGGCAACGAGGACGAGCAAACUGAUGAAGCAGAAUUCCAGGAGCUGCGCAGGAAAUUGCAAAACCUGCAAAAGACGAUUGCCGCCAUUGAUCAAUCCUUGUACAUGGACAUGCUCAGCAAUCUCGUGUCAAACACGUUCCAGAGCUUGGAUCAACGGGGGUCAGCGAUGGACUGGAGAGACCUUGAUCUGGCACUGUACGAGAUGUAUUUAUUCGGAGAGCUGGCCUUGCCGAACCAUGGACUUGGCACCAAGAACCAGCCGUCCACUGAAGCCUCGGAGAGGCUCGUGGUUAUGAUGCAGAAGAUGGUUGGGUCUGGCAUCGCCAGCUUCUCCCAUCCCGCCAUUCUGCUCCAGUACAUGGAGAUUUGCGUCCGUUACUGCAUAGUGUUUGAAAGCCACCCGAACUACAUUCCGCAGGUGUUGGAGAACUUUGUGCGCUUGGUUCACCAUGAGCACGUCCGCAUCAAAACGAGAUCGUGGUACCUCUUUCACCGAUUCAUCAAGCAACUUCGUAGUCAGGUCGGCAACGUGGCGGAAACUGUGAUUCAAUCCAUUGGCGACCUCUUGCCCAUCAAGGCCGAAGUUCCUGGAGAGGACGCCGACGACGACAUGUCGUCGGACGAAUCAGACCACUCGGCUGACGCCUUGUUCACCAGCCAGCUGUACCUUUUCGAGGCCAUUGGGUGCAUUGCCUCGACGCAAAGCACCCCCGCUGAUAAGCAAGCCAUCUAUGCUCGAUCGGUCAUGGAUCCGCUCUUCCAGGACAUGGAGGUGCACCUUGCUCGGGCCAAGUCGGGGGAUGCUCAAGCAACGCUUCAGAUCCAUCACAUUGUCAUGGCCCUGGGGACCCUGGCGCACGGGUUUUCCGACUGGAGCCCCGGGUCGGCGGCGACCCAGCAUCACCCGCCUCCGGCCAAGGCGGUCUCGAACGAGUUCUCCCGGGCCGCCGAAGCGAUUCUCAUCGCGCUCAACCAGCUCAGCUCGUGCUCCGAAAUCCGCACGGCGUGUCGGUCAGCCUUCUCCAAGCUCCUUGGCGUGCUCGGCUCCGCGGUCCUUCCGCAGCUUCCCCAGUGGAUCGAAGGGCUGCUGUCGCAGAGCUCGUCCAAGGACGAGAUGGCCAUGUUCCUGCGUCUGCUGGAUCAGGUGGUGUUUGGGUUCAAGGCGGAAAUCUACGACGUGCUCAACGCCCUGCUCACGCCUCUGCUGCAGCGAAUCUUUGGCGGUCUUUCCGAGCCCAUAUCCGGCACGGACGACGAAAUACAGCUUGCGGAGCUCAGGCGGGAGUACCUGUCGUUCCUCCAGAUCAUCCUGAACAACGGGCUGGACGGCGUCUUGAUCAGCGAGGCCAACCAGGGCUUCUUCGAACCCAUGGUCUCGUCCAUAACCGAGCUGGCCAAGACGCUGGACGGCAACAUUGGCCCGAGCCGCCUGGCCUUCACGCUCAUGGCACGCAUUUCGGCCAUCUGGGGCGGGCCCGACGUCGCCACCAUCGCGCAGAACCCGACGGCGCCGAGGGGAAGCCCAACGCCGGCGAUCCCAGGGUUUGACCGGUUCAUGAUUGAUAGAUUCCACUCGGUCUGCUGGGAGGUGAUGCGCAACCCCAGCUUUUGCCCGGCGCAGGACGCGCAGACCAAGCAGGUGCUGACGGAGAUUGCGGGCCUGGAACAGACCAUCUACACCAAGACGGGAGAAGCCUUCAUCCAGGAGCUGCAGAACGGGCUGUUUCUCAGCACGGGGAUCAACGGUGACGAGUUUCUGCGAUGUUUGACGACAUGCACUGACAAGAAGGCCUUUUCGGCGUAUCUGCAGGCCCUGCUGAAGAGCAUGCAGUAG
Messenger RNA from Ustilaginoidea virens, 3069 nucleotides. RefSeq lists its product as uncharacterized. The record is from RefSeq and is a predicted model, not a curated record. The coding region runs from base 1 to 3069 and encodes 1022 amino acids. Gene Ontology annotation, cellular component: cytoplasm; nuclear pore; nuclear matrix. NCBI's taxonomy places the organism in Eukaryota, Fungi, Ascomycota, Sordariomycetes, Hypocreales, Clavicipitaceae. Gene Ontology annotation, molecular function: small GTPase binding; tRNA binding. Gene Ontology annotation, biological process: tRNA re-export from nucleus. The transcript has 3 exons.